AUGGAGACCAAAGUGGUGGCGUCCCUCCAUUCAAGGCCCUUCCAAAGGACCUUUAUGCAGCCAAGGAGGACAAGCAGGUUGUAUCUUCCUCCCGCCUGGUCUUGGAGGCUAGUAUUGAGGAAACCUGAGUUUGAAAAGGGACUGUUAGGAGAAAAAUAUGGGAACAUCCGCAUCCCCGGAGAAGUCGAAGCCUCGGAGUUCGAGAUGAUCUUGGACGCUGCGGUAGAGGCAAAGCUGGAGACGAAGCUCCUGGAAGAGUGGUACUGUCGCGAUGAGAACUCGGUGCCGGCGGCGUAUUACCUCAGACCUAAGUCGGAGAUGCUGCAAAGCAACAAAAAUGCAAUGCAGCCUUCUGCCAAAGCCAACAAUGAGAAGACCUGGCAAGAGAUAUCAGAUGAGAUCAAGAAGAUAUUUAAGACUGCUGUAAAACUGUUACAUGAAAAGGGGAAACUGAAAUAUAGCCAAGCUAAGAGGUACCUGUUCUCAGCGAUAGAGGACGAGUUCGACUUUGCUCUAGGAAAACAAACUCCAGCAUUCCUAAAGAAGUGCGUCUGCUACAUUCGGAAAAUCGCUAACAUUGAACGCUUUGUGAAAAUCCCAGAGAUGGGAAAAUACAUGGAUAUAACUGGAACAGAACCAAGGAUUAUGCGGGACGCUGAAGCCCAAGAGAAGCUGAUAAAACUCAGGGAUGAAUUUAUUCCUACUAUUGUUGCAUCAUCUAAUCUGAGAGUGUACACGUCGGUUACUCAUUGUGACAUGAAACUGGGAUACUCCCAAGAAAUAGAAAAUCACUACAUAGAGGGACUUGGGAAGCAGUUUUAUGAGGACAUGAUCGAUAUAAUUCAGGCAACCGUUCAACAGAAUUUUGACACGGAAACUGACACGCUCUACGAUGAAAUCCUCCAGCACUCGUCAUUGUGUAAGACGUACGCCUCCUUCUACGAGUACAAGUGUGAAUCUCUCAACACAGUGCAUACAUACAUUCUCCCAAGCAAAGCCGGGCCCAUCAACCCCCUCGUUGUAUACGGCGGACCCUGCACCGGGAAGACGCUCCUGCUCGCUGAGGUGGCAAAGAAGGCUUAUGGCUGGCUACAUGAAGACACGGGACCAGAAUCUGACCCAGUGGUUGUCGUGAGAUUUCUAGGAACCACAGACAUGAGUACUGACCUUAAGACUCUCCUUCUAAGUGUUUGUGAACAACUGGCAGCUAACUACCGGUGUCUGGUUCAAAGCUACCCUAAGAAAAUCCAUGACCUUCGUGACUUAUUUAUAAACCUUUUGAAUGAGUCUUCAUUGGAGAGACCUCUAGUGAUAAUAUUCGAUGCCCUGGAGCAGCUGUCAGAGAGUGACGAGGCCAGGAAACUUUGGUGGCUCCCAGCUCACCUUCCCCGCUUUGUUCGAAUAGUCCUGUCCACACUGCCCAACAGACAUGGAAUCUUACAGAAACUGAGGUGCCUUAUCCAUGAAGAAGCUAACUAUAUCGAGCUGAUCCCCAGGGACAGGAAGAUGUGCAGCCAGGUCCUGAAACACCAGCUGCUGCGGGUCAAAAGGAAGGUCACGUCAGGCCAGCAGAUUUAUGUGAACAAUGCAUUCUCCAAGUGCACUCUGCCCAUGUUUGUGAACCUGACCUUCAAGGAGGUGAGACACUGGAGAUCUCAUAAAGACGUCGAUGAAUCCUCCCUCUGCGUCACCGUUCAUGAAAGUAUAGAACAGCUAUUCUGGUCCUUGGAAAAGAAGUGUGGUCAGAAACUGGUCUCCAGGGCUCUUGGUUAUAUCACCAUGGCCAAAAUGGGUUUGAGUGAAAUGGAGCUGGAGGAUGUGCUGGCCCUAGACAACAGUGUUAUGAAUGAGCUCAAUGAGAACGCUAGGCCCAGCAAUCCCCUGAGAGUACCGUAUCUGUACAUCGCAAGGCUUAAGGAGGGUCUUAGUGGAUACUUAAUAGAAAGACAUGUGAAGAACGUCACACUCCUGGUCUGGGCCAACAGACACCUGCAGCUCAUAGCCCAGAAGCUGUAUCUGCAGGACGACAGUGACCUGCGUGAAAUGCACACCAUCCUGGCAGAUUACUUCCUGGGAGUGUGGUCAGGGGGCAGGAGGAAAGCUUUCUGCCUCGAAGACCCCUACUUGAAUGGCUGCCUUGACUUGGAGAGCAGAAGCCUGCUGGAGGAAGAAAAGCACUUCAUGGAACAGGCCUCCUUUGACAGGCAGGCUCCAGACCAGCCCUGGGUUUUUCAGUGCAAUCCCCUUGAGCCGGACAUCUUUUUCGUCAAUCAUCGGAAAAUGUCUGAGCUCUUGCACCACCUGACAAGGUGUGGAAAAACCGAUGACCUGCUCUACGGAAUCAUCAUGAACUUCAGCUGGCUUUAUACCAUGAUCAAAAUCGGCCAGUUUGACAAAGUGCUUUCAGACAUUGAGCUGGCUUACAACUACUCGCAAGAGAAGGAGCUGAAGUUCCUGGCAAGCACUCUCCGUGGCAUCAAAAACAAGGUCACUGCAUUUCCGGGCUCCCUUUCAGCAGAGCUUCAGCAAAGACUGUUGCCUGUUGUGAGUUCCCUGCCCAAACUUAGACACCUGCUUUUAGAAUGUGACAAAGAUGGGCCCAAAUAUUGCUCCAUUGUGCCAUUACAUUCAUCCAUGGAUGUGACAUAUAGCCCAGAGCGUCUUCCCUUGUCAUCUAGUCACCUGCAUGUCACCGAGAUUCUGCCCACCUGUAACCCCAGCACCGUCCUUGCAGCGUUAGAAAACGGUUCCAUCAGCACAUGGGAUGUGGAAACUCGUCAACUCCUCAGGCAAAUCACCACAGCCCAGUCUGUCAUCCUGGGCAUGAAACUCACCAGUGACGAGAAGUAUCUUGUGGUGGCGACGACAAAUAACACCUUGUUGGUUUAUGACAAUGUAAAUUCUUGUCUUCUGUCUGAAGUGGAAAUCAAAGGGACCAAGCAUGGAAGUGGCUCCACCUACAUCAAUGGAUUUACGCUGUCUGUCAACCACGCCCUUGCGUGGCUUGAAGCCAGCAAGGAUGUCACUGUCAUCGAUCUGCUCUAUGGAUGGCCCCUUUACCAGUUCCACUGCUGGUACGAAGUGACCUGUGUCCAGUGCUCUCUGGAUGGCAUGUAUGCUUUCUGUGGACAGUACCUGAACACCACUACCAUAUUUCAUUUAGGGAGUGGAGAGAAGUUAUGUACGGUGACAUCUGAAUUUUCGGGUGGAUUUGUGAAGUUUCUUCUUAUCUUGGACACGGCUCAAGAAAUGGUAAUGGUGGAUAGUGAGGGAAGCCUUUCUGUUUGGAAUACUGAGGACAUUUCCAAUCCCCAGCUGACUGAUGACUUUGAUUGCAGAAGAGAAGACAGCGAGGUGGUCAGCAUUGAACUUUCAGAGGACCAAAAUGCAAUUCUGAUCUGUAAAGCCCUCAGCAUCGAGCUCUUAGAUACUGGCAUGUGGAAGGUGGCUGAAAAGUUCAGAGCUAAGCACAAUGAACGCUUUAUAUCUGCUGUGCUGUCCAAAAAUGGAGACUGCAUCAUCGCGACCAUGGAAAAUACCUCAGCUGUGUUUUUCUGGAGACGGGACACAGGACAAUGUAUGGCAAGCUUACAGGAAAUCUCAGGGACCAUCGUCAAGUUGGUGAAAUCCAGUCACCACAACAUGCUGCUAUCUUUAUCCACCAGUGGUGUUCUUUCUAUCUGGGAUAUAGAUAUAAUCACAGCUAUGUCCAACAUAGAUAAGACUGGGAAACCCAUCCAGAGUCUGGUGUUACCUGCUAGAGGGGAAAUCAUUUAUUCCCUUGAUGGCUCUGAUUGUGUCCAUAAGUGGAACUUCAGCAAUGGGUUCCUUGAAGCAGUGUUUAAGCAUGAAGGAAUAGUCGAACAUUGCGUUCUGACGUCCUCUGGUGAUGUCAUGGUGACCUCAGAUGACAAAAGCAGCCAGUAUGUCUGGCACACCAGCAGUGGCGAAAAUCUCUUCCGAAUUAAUGGGCAGAGAAUCUCUCAGCUGCUGAUUACCCACAAUGACCAGUUUGUGGUCUCUCUCUGUGAGGAAAACGCCUCCAGGGUUUGGAGGCUGGCCACAGGCCACAGGGUCUGCAACAUUUUGACCACUUUGCAGAACGCCUUUAUAACUUCGGCGAAUACCUUCGUGGUGGGAAUGACCAAAAGCAAAGUGCUGGCGGUCAGUCUCUGGACGGGAAGCAUCACCAAGAAAUUCUGCUGUGAAGACGGCACGACCAUUGUAAAUUUCAAAUUGAUCCCUGACUGUCCUGACAUCAUUGUGUUUAUCACAUCGGCCGAGACUGUGAAUAUCUGGAGUCUGACCGAUGAGGUGAUCUGUCGCCGCGUGCAGCUUCCCAACAACUUCUUGAAAAAUCUGGAGGAUUUCGAAAUUUCUCCCAACGGGAAGCUAGGCAUUAUAUCCAGGGGAGAUGACAAUAUCAACGUGCUGGAUUUACACAGCGGUAAAUUACGGGUGGUUCACGCCUCUGGGGUCAUCUGGCGGCAAAGGCUGUCUCGAGAUGGUCGCUACCUGGUAUACAUUUGUUUCCGAAACGGGGAGGAAGAGGACGAAAACGGCGUGAUAUCCAGUUUGAUUGUAAUGAGACUGGCCGACGGCAAAAUUAUCGGUGCUUGUUCCCUUUACAAAACGCCAACUUUCCUUGCCCUCUCACAGAGGCACCUGAACAUCAUAGUGGGCUUCGAUGAUGGGAGUAUAGGGAUAUACACGGUGGUCGACCGUGUGGACGCGGCACUGAAAAUCAAGAUCGCCACCUCCAACAGUAGGCAGAUUUUCAACAAUGCGACCCAGGCAUCCCGGCCGAAGUGCAGCAGUUACGGUUUCAAAGUGUCCGUGGACUGCUUAUGGAGAGAGUCCACUGAGGUCUUUGCGAGAGACAGUCCCAUCACGGUGAGUGACUCCACGGAGUCCAACGAGGCGACACCCUCCAAGAAACACAAUCCCUGCUGUGACCGCGGGUGCUCUGCCCUGGAAUCCAGGGGCCACAGCUACACCCCUGACAACUGA
Suricata suricatta (meerkat) is the source of this 5010-nucleotide messenger RNA. RefSeq names its product NACHT and WD repeat domain containing 2 (gene NWD2). Gene Ontology annotation, molecular function: protein binding. The record is from RefSeq and is a predicted model, not a curated record. The transcript is spliced from 5 exons. Lineage: Eukaryota; Metazoa; Chordata; Mammalia; Carnivora; Herpestidae. The coding region runs from base 1 to 5010 and encodes 1669 amino acids.